This is a messenger RNA of Ipomoea triloba (trilobed morning glory), 1067 nucleotides long. RefSeq lists its product as uncharacterized. NCBI's taxonomy places the organism in Eukaryota, Viridiplantae, Streptophyta, Magnoliopsida, Solanales, Convolvulaceae. The transcript is spliced from 2 exons. The record is from RefSeq and is a predicted model, not a curated record. The coding region runs from base 20 to 790 and encodes 256 amino acids.
CCUUCCCUUUCCUUUCAUAAUGGGUUCUUGCUUUAGUAAAUGCAAACCCAAAAACUCAUAUCUUGCAGAAGUAGAAAAAGACGACGGCGAGCAUGUAAAGCAGCAAGCAAUAUCUCCGGCUGAGAAACCGCCGGUGUCUCCGUCGCCUUCCUCCGCCUCCCUCUCCUCAUCUUUCGCCGCCUCAAACAGCAGCUAUUCUUUCUCCUCGUCUUCUUGCUCCUCCAAAGAUCGCUCCUUUUCGAACGAGUUUCUGAGGUCUUGCGCCAAGGAGAACCAACAUGUGAUUCUCAUGAAACCCAGCAAGGGAAACCUCGAAAGGACAAGCAGCCUUCGACCAUCUUUGUUGUCAUCCCCGAACGCCAUGCCGUUGAAACCAUCGAGUCCUCGAAUGCAUGUCGGCGGGUCCACCCCAAAGAAAAGGCCCCGUUCUAAUUCCCCGACUUUGGUUCGGCAAAAGAGCUUCAGAAAAGAUAAUAUGAACGCUUCCGCCGCUUGCCAUUUUUCAAAUAGAGCCCUCAAGUCGCCUUCUCCAAGCAGGAGGUUCUUGGCGGUGGAUGGGCAGGGAAAAAUGGACAUUUCACCUUUCAGACACGGCGGUGCUGCUUUUAACGGCGUCGGGAAACACAACUUCAAGCCCGUAAGUCCCAACUGUCAGCCGCGGGGGGUUGACAGUGGUUCGACGAAGGGUAAUAUAGUAAAUUCAAAGAGGGAUGGAGAAGUGCAAUCAAGCCAGGAAAUGGAGGACAUCAAUAAUCCUCUUAUUGCAUUGGAUUGUUUCAUUUUCCUGUGAAUUUUUAUACAAAACUCUUAGUGAUGAGCAGGUUGCUAUAUAGGGAGGGACUCGGAGGUUUUUGGCUUUAGGAAACAAAAUACUCUCCAGUGUUGAGGUGAGGAUAAGAUUGGUAUAUCCAGCCUUGAAUGUCCAUUUUUGUUUUUUUACCUCCAAAUGUAUUUGUAUACAAUUGUCAUCUACAUAAGAUGAAAAGGGGGUUGAUUACUAUUGUAUCUUGUAAAUCCCUCUCUCUUGGGAUGAGACAUGAAUAAUUAUAUAUUUUAUACUUUCUAAA